AUGGAAACUAAUUCAAAUUUAUUGGUACCCAUGAUCUAUGAGCAUCGUUCGAAAAUACUCAAUAGUAAAUGCAAUGAUUUGCAUACAUCAGAAAAUAAUUUAACAAACUGUUCGUCUGCCAGUUUAGUAUAUACAUAUCCAUGGCUUAAUGCAGCUCUUUUUUCUCUUCAAUCUCAAUCUUUGAUGUAUUGUGCUAUUCCAAAGAUAGCAUCAAAAACUCUUAUUUCACUAAUGAUGUAUGUUCAUGUUCGUGAUAUUGUAACUCAUCUCAGUAAUAAUCCGAAAAAUAUUAGUCUUAAUGGAACUCGAGCAGAACAAUUCAUUGAUAUUCCUAGACUCAUCGCUGAACUUCAAAAGAAUGGAAUUUCAAUUCCAAAAACAAAAGGAUCGAUUUCUUUUUCUUCAUUGAUGCAGACUUAUCUUCAUCUACUUCGUUUUGAAAGUAUCAAUAGUGCGUCUCCAUCUCUAUAUUUCAAUCCAUGGAGAUUAAAUUUGAAAAACAUAUUUCGUAGUAUGGAUUUCAGAAGUGUAUCAAAUCUAUCUGAUAUAUUUUCUCCAUCCUUUACUCGAAUUUUGUUUGUUCGACAUCCAUUUGAACGCCUAGCAUCGGCUUAUAAGGAGAGAAUUGCAAAACUCGAAAAAGAUAGAAUUCAACCAGAACCUUAUUAUGAUAGUAUUCGUAAGUUAAUCUGUCGUCGAUAUACACACUUCCAUUGGGCUGGAGAUCCAAUGGGAAGAGAUCAUCCAUGUGAAAAUUUUAUUCCUCCAUUCAAACAUUUUGUUAUAUUUAUUCUCACGAAUACUGAAACAUCUUUCGGAGUAGCUCGAAUGGACGCUCAUUGGCAGCCAUACACAGUAGUUUGUCAAGUGUGUAAAUUUAAAUAUAAUUUUAUUGGUAAAUAUGAAACAUUCAACAAUGAUUUUAAUUCCUUAUUAAAACGUCUCAAUGUAUCUGAUUGGAAUAAUGAAAAGCGACGUGGUGCAUCAAGUCAUAAUACAUGGGAUUAUCAACAAUUGUUUUCAUUCUUACCAGAUGAUCUUAUCUGUCAACUCAACCGUCUCUAUAGUGAUGAUUUACAGUUAUUUAACUAUCGAAUAGAAGAUU
Messenger RNA from Adineta steineri, 1105 nucleotides. The record is from the annotation of a GenBank genome assembly. Lineage: Eukaryota; Metazoa; Rotifera; Eurotatoria; Adinetida; Adinetidae.